UCAAACAGAAACUAACCAUGAAAUCACGAGCAGAAAAAAUACGAUGUGUUACGUAAACGGGCAUCAUGUUUGUUUUUACGUCUUUGAAAAACAUUCAUUCGGGGUUAAUCUAAGAACGAACAACGAACAUUGGAGAAAGAAAGAAAAUACUUUCCAUUUUUUGCUUUUAAAUUUCAAUCGAUUUCGUAUUGAGAUGAUUUCUUUAAUAGCUGUACAGUUGUGUUGUUUUCUAUUGACCACGAAUGCCCAUGUGGAGGACUGUAUUGGACAGCAAUGUUCGGAAGUUGUAUCUAUUCCUCUACUAGACAACAUGAAGGCCACACUGAAAGCUGACCUGGACGUUGCCGAACUUAAUAAAGUUUUGCAUAAUUAUAUUCAACAAGAAGUGAUUAAAGCUGUCAAAGGAACAUUUGACACUCAAAUGGAGAGAGCUGUUGAACAAAUUACAGACAACGUGACAAGAUUAACACAGUCUAAUGUGAAUGCUGUAGUUGAGAAAUUUCAAGAUUGUGAGUGUCAGAAAAGGUUUAUUGGAUUUUCAGCCUAUAUGUCUGACGGCUAUGUGGUAGCUCAUAGUCAAUCUUUGACCUAUAGGAGUACGUUGAUUUUUGACAAAACAGAAACCAACGCAGCAUCUGUGUAUAGCGAGACAACGGGUGUCUUCACAGCACCAUCUACCGGAAUGUAUGCCUUUACCUGGACAAUAUGUGUAGAUUCUAGGAUAAAAGAUGAAGAUAUUGGGGAGUUCGGAACACAGUUGAUUGUUGAUGGACAGCUUUGUGGAGCAGUUCAUGCAGAUACAGAAAAAUCCAAGGAUGACGAAUGUUCUACAGGAUUUAUAAUCAAAAAUGUAAAGAAACAUGCUUAUUUGAGAAAUAUUUAUGGGCACCAAGGUGCCAUUCUGAGCAAAGCAGGUCAAACACGAACAACAUUCUCAGGUUGGAAACUUAACUAACCAAUAAAUAUCAAGGUUAAAAAAGGAUAGUAAAAAGUGUUUUAUAGCUUAUCAGACUAUAAACAAAUCUUAAUUUGUUGAACACUUAGAACUGCGAUUAUAUUUUAACUUAAGUGGUUUUAUGUAUAUCAGAACAGUAAUGGAUAACAAUGCAUCCAGAUCAACUAAAUGCAUUCAAGAAUAAUCUCAUUUUAAGAGGAAAAAAUGUCGCAAAAUAAUAUAUUUUCUUUUCUGUGUGUAAUAUAACACUAAAAAGUAA
Mytilus trossulus (common blue mussel) is the source of this 1214-nucleotide messenger RNA. Its product is annotated as heavy metal-binding protein HIP-like. NCBI's taxonomy places the organism in Eukaryota, Metazoa, Mollusca, Bivalvia, Mytilida, Mytilidae. The record is from RefSeq and is a predicted model, not a curated record. Gene Ontology annotation, molecular function: protein binding. The transcript has 2 exons. The coding region runs from base 44 to 955 and encodes 303 amino acids.